AAACCCCACAUUGCAUAUCAUUUGCUGCAAAAACCCUAAUGUUAAAAUUCUUCAUCUGAGACGCCUUGCGAUCGGAGAGAGUGACAGCCCAGAGCCUCUGAAGAUCACCGGCCGACGGCGUAAUUCGUCUUAAACAAAACCGCAAAUGGCGGAGAAGGCAGUAACUAUCAGGACGAGGAAGUUCAUGACAAACCGUCUCCUCUCGAGGAAACAGUUUAUCAUUGACGUGUUGCAUCCAGGAAGGGCGAACGUCUCUAAGAUCUCUAGUCAAAAUAAAAUGGUGGGGUUGUGGACUGGAGGUCUACUCACUGUUGUUUAUUCUUCUUUUCUGAAGGCUGAGUUGAAGGAGAAGUUGGCUAGAUUGUAUGAGGUUAAAGAUUCGAACGCCAUCUUUGUGUUCAAGUUUAGGACUCACUUUGGUGGAGGCAAAUCUACGGGCUUUGGUUUGAUUUAUGAUUCUGUUGAGAGUGCGAAGAAAUUUGAGCCUAAAUACAGACUUAUCAGGAAUGGUCUUGAUACCAAGGUUGAGAAGUCAAGGAAGCAAAUGAAAGAAAGGAAGAACAGAGCCAAGAAAAUCCGUGGUGUUAAGAAGUCGCUCGUAGCAAAUGAGGAUUUCCAGCACAUUCUGCGUGUGCAGAACACGAACGUGGACGGGAAGCAGAAGAUCAUGUUCGCUCUGACCUCCAUCAAGGGUAUUGGCCGCCGUUUUGCGAACAUCGUCUGCAAGAAGGCCGACGUCGACAUGAACAAGAGGGCCGGUGAACUCUCAGCUGCAGAAAUCGACAGCUUGAUGGUGAUUGUAGCCAACCCUCGUCAAUUCAAAAUCCCAGACUGGUUCCUGAACAGAAAGAAGGAUUACAAGGAUGGGAAGUACUCUCAGGUGACAUCCAAUGCCCUUGACAUGAAGCUUAGGGAUGACCUUGAGCGCCUCAAGAAGAUCAGGAACCACCGUGGUUUGCGUCACUAUUGGGGCCUCAGAGUGCGUGGACAGCACACCAAGACUACCGGCCGUAGGGGAAAGACUGUUGGUGUCUCCAAAAAGCGAUGAACAUUGUUCGUUACUGUUGUUUUAUGCGUGAUUUUAUCUGCUUUUAGGAUUCUCAUUACUCAUUGGACCCAAGUGGUUAUAUGUUCCACCGAGUUAUGUUAUCCUUUGUUUUGGGAUUUCUGAAGUUUUGUGUUGCGUGUCGAUGCUGAGAAAUUCGUUAGUGCUUAAGGUUUUGUGUUGUUUUCACUCUGAGAAAUGGAGUUUGCAUUUGUCCUGCAAUCGUUUCACUUGAAAUGUAGUUGAUACGUUGUUUUGAUUAAUUCUCAGACUUAGAAAGUGUUGUUAUGCCUUUGGUUCUUGAUUUAAGUUGAAAGGUAUUGGGUGAAUUGAUUACAUUCCUGCCCUUCAAUUGUUCUUUUUGCUUAAAGAUUCAACAUGCGAGCAGAUGUUAUAGGCCCAGUUUAUGUAGUUGGAAGCCCCCACCUUACUGACUUGUGAUUUUUAUGGUUUGUAUCACACAGGCUUUUGGAGCACAUAGUUCACAUAAG
This is a messenger RNA of Striga asiatica, 1536 nucleotides long. Lineage: Eukaryota; Viridiplantae; Streptophyta; Magnoliopsida; Lamiales; Orobanchaceae. The record is from the annotation of a GenBank genome assembly.